This is a messenger RNA of Staurois parvus, 1002 nucleotides long. The record is from the annotation of a GenBank genome assembly. NCBI's taxonomy places the organism in Eukaryota, Metazoa, Chordata, Amphibia, Anura, Ranidae.
AUGCCCAAUCAGAGUAAAGAUUUUCAACAAGAUCUUUUAUUGCCAGGACAUCAUAUUCCUACUAAGACCCAAGAAGAUUCACCAACUGGUGUACAACACCAGUCCACAAGAUUCUUACCUGGCCAGCAUCAUGUCUCCUCUGACAUUCUAAACACUAGUCUUCAUUUCAGACAAGAUGAAUCUGUGCUACAGAGGUACAACACCAGUUAUGUGUUAUCGCCACAAAAUCUGAUGACUGGCUUGCUGGAUUCUGGUAGCCUUGCGGGUCCUCUCUCGGUAGAAGCGUCUGUUUCACUCUCCGAGGCAGAAGAUCAUGCGAGCAAUAGAUGCUCUACAACUCAUGAGACUUCUACCACAGGUGGAAACUGUGUGUCCUUCCAGACUGGAGACCCACAACAGCAAUUUGCUACAUACGAGACUCUUACUGAUCUGACUCCAAGACCAAUUCAAGCUGAGGACCUCCAGAGCCAUCAUCCGCUCGAGAAUCCUGCCAGCAUUCUACCUGAUGAUAUGGAGACAGGCAAUGAUUCAAGCAGCAAUGAACUGGAUGAAAAUGGAAAGGAAUCUGAAUUAAAAGGUGGUUCUGGUUUCCAGCCUCCUAUCUGCAGUUCCAGUGCAUUCUCCUUAAUGAUGGCAGACUCUGAACAUAACCCAUCCACUAGUGGCUACAGCAGUGAGCAGCCAGCUAAAGCCAAAACUCAAAAGGAAUUAAUGAAAAUACUGAGGGAGCUUCGCUCCUAUCUCCCUCCUGAAAAGAAGUUUCGGGGAAAGUUCAGCACUGCUGCCUCUCUCAGCUAUGCUUUGCAUUGCAUCCAGCAGGUGAAAGCCAAUGAAGACUAUUACCAGCUUUUAAUGAUUAAUGAUGAUCAGCCAUGUGGGCAGGAUCUCUCAUGCUACACAGUGGAAGAGAUUGCAAAUAUUACCUCUGAGUACACCAAGAACAACUUGGACGUAUUUGCUGUGGCGGUGUCCUUGGUAACCGGACGGAUCCUCUAUAUUUCG